Lemur catta (Ring-tailed lemur) is the source of this 1272-nucleotide messenger RNA. Its product is annotated as ras-related protein Rap-2a-like. The coding region runs from base 41 to 643 and encodes 200 amino acids. The record is from RefSeq and is a predicted model, not a curated record. Gene Ontology annotation, cellular component: plasma membrane. The transcript has a single exon. Gene Ontology annotation, molecular function: GDP binding; GTP binding; GTPase activity. Lineage: Eukaryota; Metazoa; Chordata; Mammalia; Primates; Lemuridae. Gene Ontology annotation, biological process: negative regulation of cell migration; Rap protein signal transduction.
UCCCCGCCUCGCCGCGCGCCAUUCCCCGCCGCGUCCGGUCAUGGCGGGCCUGGUCCCGCGCCCCGCCAAGGGCUACCGGGUGGUGCUGCUGGGCAGCGUGGCCGUGGGCAAGACGGCGCUGGCCACGCAGUUCGCGUGCGGCCGCUUCCCCGAGCAGUGCGAGCCGUCGGUGGAGGAGCUCUUCAGCAAGGUGAUCGAGGUGAACGCGGCGCCCGCGCUGCUGGAGAUCGUGGACACGGUGGGCGCCGAGCACCUGGUCACCCUCAAGGACCUGUACAUCAGGAACAGCGACGGCUUCGUGGUGCUCUACAGCGUGUGCAACGAGGCCUCGUUCGAGGCGGUGCGGCCGCUGCGCGAGCGCAUGGGCCGGCUGCGGGGGCCCAAGGCCGUCCCGCUGGUGCUGGUGGGCACCAAGGCCGACCUGGACGCCGAGCGCCGGGUGCUGACGGCGCAGGGCCGCGCGCUGGCCCGCGAGUGGCGCUGCCCGUUCCUGGAGGUCACGGCCAAGAGCAAACUGAUGGUGGACCGGGUGUUCACGCAGGUGGUGCGCGAGAUGGAGGCCCUGGCCCCGCCCGAGGAAGAGGUCCCGCGGGUCCCCACCAACGCCCAGGAUACGUGGCCAUCGGAAAGAUUCAUCGGCUAACAUGCGACGGUUGAUGUUUCACGUGCUCCUCUCUUGUGAUUUCUGAAGCUAUUUCUGCUCUGCCUUUUUAAAGAAAGUUACCCAGACGUAAACAGUUGGUGACUUUUGUAUGUUAACUCAAACCAGUGCUUCAAGCUGUCUACAGAUCUUUCUUCAAUUAUUUGGUGAAAACUUUGCAACUUUGUUUACCUUUGACAGUACUAUAAAAAGAAGCCAAAAAUCGCAUUUUUUUUUUCUUGUAUGGAGAGAGUACUGCCCUUUUCUUCAAGUGGAACUUGUUCCAGGGCUUUUUUUAUAAUUAACACCUUCUGAGUUAGUUGCAGCCAAUAUUUGAAUUAAUUGAGGAUUGUAACCUAAAGAGUUUAAGCUUUGAUUCCAUGAGGUUUUUGUGUUUCCCUCUCUUUUAUAGCAUUGAAUUGCAGCAGUAAUAUUUUCCUCUCUGUAUUUCUAAAUAUAGUUAUGACAUACAUAGCAUUGGUUUGAAAGGGAUAUUGUAUACCCUGGGAGGGGAAAAAACAACUGUGUACUCACACAAAGAUAGCCCCGCUCUUUCUUUUUAUAAUUGACAUCUAGUCGAUUUCUGUGUCUGUUAAUUGUGUGAAAAUAAAAUUACAAGUUUAAAAUUUUUA